Messenger RNA from Gigantopelta aegis, 3530 nucleotides. RefSeq names its product coiled-coil domain-containing protein 150-like. The transcript is spliced from 21 exons. The coding region runs from base 272 to 3433 and encodes 1053 amino acids. The record is from RefSeq and is a predicted model, not a curated record. Lineage: Eukaryota; Metazoa; Mollusca; Gastropoda; Neomphalida; Peltospiridae.
GGGGCAGGUUUACGAAAAUCUUGACAGAUCUGAUAACAGUCUGGUUUUAAAUGUUACUGGUUGGUGGUUAUUGUUUGCGUGAGAUAGAAAUGAGUGCAAAUUAGGAGAAUUAUAUAUCAGAAUACUUUCUAGUGUGAAUUAUACCAAACUGUUUGAGUUUGCUUUUGAACCUUUUGGAUUGUUUUGCUGUUGAACUUGACGAAUGAGGCCCAUAUGGGGUCUUCAUUUGAUGGAUGAUGCACAAGUAUAGGAAUUAAACUUGCUGCCCAUCAUGUCAAGGCCAGUUAUCUCCCCUUCGUCAGCAGGAUCGCCAUGCCAACAGACAGUGGACGUCCUGGAACAUCGCCUCCAGGCGGCAGAGAAAGACACUAGAGAGCUGCUUCACCACCUCGGUGGCCUCGGCUUCGACCGGAACUCGGCCACCACUCCGGUGAAGAGGACCAAGAACACCACCCACCCUGGGGGAGACACUUCUCCUUCUCCCUUCUCCUGCCUGGUAUCGGACCCCGAGGUCCUCCAGAGCAGCUAUGAGAAGCUGGUGUCGCGGGUGUGCAAGCAGGAGAGCAUGAUUCAGACGCUGAAGAUGGCGCUGCUGAAUGUGCAGGGCAGCCAGGACCUGCGGACGAAGGUCGGGUCGGACCAGGAGGAGCGGUGGCUGGAGGCGAAGCAGAGUUACGAGAGCCACAUCGCCAAGCUGAGACGGGAGAUGAAGAGUCUGAGGGAGGAUGUGAGGCACGAGGCAGAGGCGAAGUCGCGACUCAAGACCGAUGUCAAGAAACUGCAGGCCGCGCUUGACGAUGCGACCACGACCAGGGCCGAAGCGGCAGUGGCAGCUGAUGACCUGACCCAGACCAAACAGAAGAUGGUUCGACGCAUCAAUGAACUCAAGGAAGAACUGGCCAUGGAGACCAGCUUACGGUCGAGCCUCGAGGAAUCCCACAAUACAAUGCUGACGCGGGUCCGGGAGUUAGAUAGUGUGGUGGAGACUCAGCGAGACGAACUGAGCAAACUGACAAGUAUGUGUAACAGGUUAAACUCGGAGAUGGGCAAGUUAAGUGACGACCUUUCUGAGGAGCGUAAAAUAAGACUGGACACGGAAAAUGCGUACUCCAGGUUGGCUACAGACCGAGAUCGUUUAUCUGCGACGCUGCGAGAGACCGAGUCAGACAGGGAUGUCGCGAUGACAGAGCUGUCCAAGUUUCACCAGCAGUACAACGAGCUGAUACAGCAGUUUGACAGCACACAGACCAUACUAGAUCAACUCAAGAGUGACAAUAAUUUCUUACAAACUGAAAACCAGAAGUUGAAGAGUUUGCUGGAGAUAUCCACCAAAGAGCAGGAGAGACUGCAAACUCUUCACCAGCAAGAAAUGCGGGUGGAGCAGACAUGGUUUUCUGAGCGUGUCGCGCUGGAGGAAGAAGCCGCCCAGCUGCGGAUGAAGACGAGAGAACUCGAGUCAGAGAACACCGACCUGCACAAGAAAGUUUCUCGUCUGGAAUCGGAAGUGUCCAGUGGUAGGUGUCAGAUGAGCACGAAGGAGAAGGAGUUUAAGACCGCGGCUGAGAGCCUGGAGCGUGAGCUCGACUCCCUGAGGACACAGCUGAAGAACAUGCAGGAAGACAAGCAGGCCGUGCUGUCUGAUAAAGACAGUCUACUUGAAGAGGUGAACCAGACAGUUGAUGCAUUGAUGGAUGAGCGAACACGACUGACGAGCGAACUGGAACAGACGAAGAUCGAGCUGGAGACCCUGUACAGCACCCAGAGACAGGUUGAGCGGGAAAAUGCAGACCUCCUCGAGAGAAUCGGAGGAUUCCAACAGCAGAAGACCUCCCAGGAGAAUGUGCGGCUGGCCCUCGAACAGAUGAUGGAUCAGAAGAACAAACUGGCGUACGAGAACGGCCAACUCCAGACUCUCGUCUCCCAGAUGAGAUCAAACGUCGACAACGGUAUCAAGUCACAGGCCGAUGUUGACUGCUUGUCUAAACUGUCACACAAUCUCCAAGCUAAGUACUCCAAGUCGCAGAAGGACAUGAGUGAGUGCAAGGUGACGAUCGAGCGCCUGGAGAGCAAGGUGCGUGAGCUGCGGGAGGUCGUGGCUGUGCGGGAGAGGGAACUCCAGAACACACUGGCCAACCGUGAACAGCUGCAGGAGCAGCUCGAGAAGAUGGUUGCGCACGUCGAGACGGCCGAGCAGAAAUACCAGCAGAAGCUGCAGAGUCACCAGAAGAGUAUCAGUGACGCGCGUGCGGUGAACCGCGAGAUCACGGACACCCUGGAGGCUGUGAUGACGUCUCACUCACAGCUGCAGACAAUCGUCGAAAACCUCCAGGUGGACCUUGGCAAGAAGGACGCACUCAUAUCACAGCUCCGCAAUCAGAUUAACAAAGAGCAGAGUGACAUAAGGCUGGAAAUGAAAGCCUUUGAAGACAAGAUGGCUGCCAUACGUGAAGAGUUAAAACGAGAACGCGACAAAUCAUGGAAGAAGACAACUAAAGAUGUCGCUGAGCUGAAGAAGAUCAACGACAGUCUGUCGGGUCGUAACAUGGACCUGGUGCGGGCAAACACAGACCUGCGACACAAGGCCAACGAGGACCAGAAGCUGAUUGGAGAACUCCAGACGAAGAUAUCCGAGCAAAAACACAGGAUGCAGUACCUGCACAAGGCGAAGAGACACCUCGAGGAAAACAUGCAACAGAUGAAGGCAGUUCGACAAGACAUUGAUGAACUGGAGAAAAUGAGAAAUGAAUAUAUGCAACGAAAUCGUGAGCAGGCGGAGACGAUCAACCUGUUCAUGACUCAGAUGACAUCGCUGCAGGACGAGAUUCGCCAGCUGGCCCAGGCCCAGUCGAACACAAGUGAACUCCUCAAGCAAAAGCAGCACGCCCUUGACAAGGAGCGCCGCAUCAGGGACGACAUCAAGAAGAAGUUCUCAGAAACAAAGAAAAGAGAAAAAGUUGUCUCAUUAAGGAAGAUAGAAGCGGAGGACAAAUUGAAAGAAGUGCACAAUGAAUCUGUGGAGAUAACACAACAUCUUGAAGAGGCACACGAGUGGUUUAAGAAAAAGUUUGAUAAGCUGCAGAAUGAGCUCAACACAUCAAAGAAAACUCAGGCCAAGUUGGAGGAAGAUAAUCUCACCCAGCGUAAGAAGCUGGAGCUGGAGAAGGUCAAAGGUCAGGAGGCAGCCGAACGAGCCAAGCAAAUGAUAAAGGCGAGUAGGCAAACCAUAACCCGACUUGCGGACUUUGCUGAAAUGGCCGAUUCCGAGAUGAAAGAGCAGAUUGGUCAUCUUCAGGCCGAGGCCGAGAAAGAGAGAGAUCUCGCAGAGUUUACACUGGUCAGACACGAACAGUAUAAGGAGCUGAACAACCAGUAUCUGGACGGGUUGAUCAAACAGAUGGACACGAAAGUUGGCCAGGACAGCUCCUUCAGCUGAUCAGUGUAGUCCGGGGUCAUCCUCUCAAAUAGAGACUGCUGCAUCUCACAAACUGAAUUCAUCACUUUUUAUUUCAGAUCUCAACAAAAAAAAAAGA